CCCGCCUUCUCCCGCCGGCGGCUGCCCUGCCUGCUGGUGAAGCUGCGGAUGGCCCAGGACCUGCGCCACGCCGUCACCUUCGUGGAGCAGGGGCACGUCCGCGUGGGGCCCGAGGUGGUGACCGACCCCGCGCUCCUCGUCCCCCGCGCCAUGGAGGACUUCGUCACCUGGGUGGACGCCUCCCGCCUCCGGCAGAAGGUUCUCGACUACAACCAGGAGCGCGACGACUUCGACCUGGCCGCCUAAGGGACCGCGCCGCCCGCCCGCUCUUCUGCUCUGCCCCGCUGGGCACGCGUGGCAAUGGACACGCACCCGUCAAAACACAGCGCUGCCACCACCAGACAUUUACCCCAGCACCAUCGCCAAACACCCCCCGCCAAAAGGGGGGCGAGGGGGAAACGCGCCCGCUCCUAGUAACGCGCGACUCUGCCCCCAGCUCCCCUUCGCAGCCAGCGGCUCCGUUCAUCCCCGUGGAGAAACCUCCCUUCCGCCUCCAUCGCUCCGAGGAGCCGUCCCGUAGCCCAGCUCCAUCGGACUUACAUCCCGUAAAGCGAAAGCGCUUCGAAAGGUCGCUGCCGGAUCGCAGGAGAGGGAUGCGGUCGGGUUUAAGUGCUUGGCUGCUAAUAAUAGCUGCUGGAAAGGGUUUUAAGCCUGGCCGAGCGGCUGUUUAGGACUUGAGUUUGGCAGCUUCGCCGCUGCUUUUCUA
Molecule: messenger RNA, 706 nt
Organism: Egretta garzetta (little egret)
Lineage: Eukaryota; Metazoa; Chordata; Aves; Pelecaniformes; Ardeidae
Gene: IMP3
Product: IMP U3 small nucleolar ribonucleoprotein 3
Exons: 1
Biological process (GO): rRNA processing
Cellular component (GO): Mpp10 complex; small ribosomal subunit; small-subunit processome
Molecular function (GO): rRNA binding; snoRNA binding; structural constituent of ribosome
Source: RefSeq, a predicted model, not a curated record